CCUGAUCCUACGUUGUAGCUGACUAACUGACUGACAAAUAAAGGUUGGUCAUGUACACCUGAUUAGUUGGUUAAUAUAAAUAUUAUUUGUACAUUCAUGUAAGAGUAAAUCAUUUAAAGUCUACAGACAUUUGGACUUCGAUGAAUAUUAAAUUCAAUCAAAUUUGUGUAACUUAAUUUUACUUUUAGAUAUAUGGGAUUUUGUCCACAAUUUAAAUAUAGAUAUGGUCAUACUUUUGGUAAAGAAACAUCAGAAAUAGCUAAAAAUCUACCAUAUUAUUUUGGGCCAAGAAUUCAAGGAUCACAUCAUUUUUACCCUGUUACUAGGGAGAAUAAUAAAUUUGAUCCAUUAAGAACUAAGUUUAAUGAUGAUGUUCCUGGAAGAAUGUUACCAAAAUCAACAGGAGAUAAUAAAUAUACAGAAGGAAUGGUACCAGGAUAUUCUGGUAAUAUACCACAAAUGAAUUUUAAAUUUGGUCGAACAUAUCGUAAUCUAUCUGAUGAAUGCGUUGAUCAAUUAGUUAAAGAAUAUAAAUCUUCUGAGUUAAGACAAAACAGAUUGAAAGAAUCAUCCAACUUGAUGACUAAUCUUCAUCCUGUAACAUAUGAUCCUUUAGUUAAGAAUCAUUUAAAUAUAUGGACUGAUGAUAUGGUUAAGAAGAAUUCUGAUGUUCAUUCGUAUAUGAGUUCAACUGAACCACCUAUUCCAGGUUAUAAAGGUUUUAUACCUCGUAUGGAUACAACAGAAAGUGGUUUAGCUAAACGUUUUCAUGAAGCUGCUCAAAGUAGUUUAGAAACAUUUAGAGCUGAAUGA
Schistosoma rodhaini is the source of this 813-nucleotide messenger RNA. The record is from the annotation of a GenBank genome assembly. NCBI's taxonomy places the organism in Eukaryota, Metazoa, Platyhelminthes, Trematoda, Strigeidida, Schistosomatidae.